Molecule: messenger RNA, 5603 nt
Organism: Salmo salar (Atlantic salmon)
Lineage: Eukaryota; Metazoa; Chordata; Actinopteri; Salmoniformes; Salmonidae
Product: PH and SEC7 domain-containing protein 2
Biological process (GO): regulation of ARF protein signal transduction
Molecular function (GO): phospholipid binding; guanyl-nucleotide exchange factor activity; protein binding
Source: RefSeq, a predicted model, not a curated record
UGCAGCAGGGGAGGAGAGGGACGCGACUGCACAUCCGCUCGUUUACACAGACGCCCCCAUCCACGCGCAAUCGGUCUACCCAUUUCCCACCGGCUGGACCUCCCCCAUGCCCGAGCCAGUGUGUGGAGGCGAGACUGCCUACUGUACCGCCAGAGUCCGUGCUGUGAGGAGUCGCUUGCUGGGCAGAUUAGACGGUACCAGUCGGGAAGAACCAAACAGACCCACGGUCUAUGUUCCCCCGCGUGGAUGGAUGGACAGAGAGAGAAUACAACCUAAACCUGCAGUGCAGAACUGGCUUUUCAGGCUACCUUUGAUUCAACGCAUUUUGUUGACGGUCAGUCCUCCCUAGUCCUGGAUCCAGAGCUCUCUGUCUCCGCCCCGGCUCCAGAGGACUCCCCCACACACCUAGGCACCAUGACCCAGGAGGGGCAGGGACACCCUCAGGCUGAACCCCCUACAUCCCCAGACAGCCAAGGGGAAACGCCAGCCCACCCUGCAGAGAAGCCAGCCACAAACCAAGGGCUGGAGGGGCAAGGUCUGGAGGUGGAGGGGAUAGAGGGGACCAAUGAGAAGGAAGGGGAGGAAAGUGUUAUGGUACAAAGGGAAGUACACAGAGAAAGAGAAGGUGAGGAAAGUGGAAAGGGAGAGGGUGACGAGGUAGGCGAGGGAGUGGAACAAGUGAUGCAGGGAGAAGGAGAGGUGCAUGAAGAGAGAGAGAGUAUGGCAGAGACAAGUGAUGAAGAAGAUGGAGUGGGGGAUGAGAGGAUAGAUGCAGGGGAUGGUCAGCCAGACGGAGAGCUAGAGAGAGAGAAGGAGAGGGAAGAAAGGGAGGAGGAGGUGGAGAUGGAGGGGGAUAACAUGAACACAGAGGCCACAGAGGAGUCAGAACCAGCCUGCGAGCCUGGCUGUGAGGAGGAAGAGGUGGUGGAGGAGGGUGAGGAGGAGUUACCUCCACCACCACCACCUGAGGAUCAGGAAGAAGACCAGGACCAGGACCAGGACUUACCAGACCCACCACAGUCUCUGGACAUAGUCAGGAUGGACAAUGGGAUAGGACCUGAGAAUGGAAUCAAAGGGCAUGAAGAGGAGGAUGAUGAAGAUGAUGAAGAUGAAAGAGAAGGAGGCGGCUUAGUGGAGGUCAUCCAUGAACACCUGGACACAUUCAGCUCCACCUUCGAGUGUUCCGUAGAGCUGGCGGACACAGAGGUGGAGGAAGAGGAGGAGGAGGAAGGGGAGGGAAGGGAGAACCAGGACAGUUUCAGCUCUGUGUUUGAACGCAUCGUGGAGCAUGUUGUCGCCAUAGAGGGGGAGGAAGAGGAAGAUGAGGAAGACGGGGAGGGAGAGAGGGAGAAGAGCGGGAUGGACAACAAGGAUGGCUUCAGCUCGACGUUUGAGCGUAUUGUUGAGUCUGCGCUUCUUCGUGGGGGGACGUGCUACAGUAGUCUAGACUCCCUGGAUGUCCUGUCACUCACAGACGAGACAGACAGCUGUGUCAGCUUCGAGGCUCCGCUCACCCCCCUCAUCCAGCAGAGGUCCUUUCUCCAGAGCCCUGAGCCUCUGGAGCUGGAACUAGCCACUGUCAUGGAGCAGGAGGGAAGCGAGGCUGGACCCGAGGCCCAGCAAGGAGAGCCUGAGGCUGGGGAGAGUGCUGCAGGCCGUGGGCUUGGAUCUGGAGGAAGCCCACUGCGGACCACCAUCACCGGGACCAGGUCGGAGUUUGUCCUGAGCCAGCCUGGCCGAUGGGCCAUCCCAAAUGGGUUUCACAUGAACACCCAGGGGGGAGCGGAGGGUUCUGGAGCCAUACCCAACUCUAUGAGUGAUACCAACGUCACUGACGUGCUCUCGGACUCGGAGCUGAGCGGUCUGGAGCAGCUGGAGAGAGGCAGCACGGACACCCUGGCCAACGGUUGCCGUGCCGAAUGUAACGCCGCCAAACGCCUUGCCAAGCGCCUGUUUUACCUGGAGGGCUUCAAACGCUGCGAUGUGGCACGCCACCUGGGAAAGAAUAAUGAGUUCAGCCAGCUGGUGGCGUCAGAGUACCUCAGCUUCUUUGACUUCUCUGGUCUGUCAUUGGACAAGGCCCUGAGGAACUUCCUGAAAGCCUUUCCUCUGAUGGGGGAGACCCAGGAGAGAGAAAGGAUCCUGGUCCACUUCUCUAAGAGGUUCUGUGUCUGCAACCCCACAGCCCUCGCCCCCGAAGGAAAGGACAUAUCCGAACGGAAUGAUAAUGAUGAAGAAGAUGAUGACGGAGCCCAUACGUUAACCUGCGCCCUAAUGCUGCUCAACACUGAUCUACAUGGACACAACAUUGGGAAGAAGAUGUCUUGCCAGCAGUUCAUCAGUAAUCUGGAUAGCCUAAAUGAUGGCAAAGACUUCCCUAAAGACCUAUUAAAGGUGCUGUAUAAUUCAAUAAAGAACGAGAAGCUUGAAUGGGCAAUUGAGGAAGAGGAGUUCAGGAAGAGUCUAUCAGAGCUGGUGGAGGAGCAGUGCGAGGGAGGGGGGAAGAGGGGGGUUGCCAGGGUAACGGAUGGCAAUAACCCUUUCAUCGCCAUCCCCAUCCUACUCAACGCUGUCACCUAUAAACAUGGUGUCCUGACCCGCAAAAGCCAUGCAGACAUGGACGGCAAACGCACCCCACGAGGACGGCGAGGCUGGAAGAAGUUCUAUGCGGUUCUAAAGGGGAUGAUCCUUUAUCUCCAGAAGGAUGAGUAUAAGGCUGAUGCAGAGCUGUGUGAGGGGGACCUGAAGAACGCUGUGCGUAUCCACCAUGCGUUAGCCACCCGCGCUACAGACUACAGCAAGAGACCCAACGUCCUCAAACUAAAGACCUCUGACUGGAGAGUGUUCCUGCUGCAGGCACCGAGUGAGGAGGAGAUGAUGUCAUGGAUAUUUCGUAUUAACCUGGUAGCAGCUCUGUUCUCCGCCCCGGCCUUUCCUGCUGCCAUCGGCUCCAUGAAGACGUUCUGUAGACCUCUACUGCCCUCCUCUUCUACCCGGCUAAACCAGGAGGAGCAGCUGCAGUUUCAUGAGGGGAAGCUGAAGCAGAUGAGUAUGGAGGUGGAGGAACACAGGAAGAGUCCGCCCUCGCCUUCUCCCAAGAGCAGAGAGUGGGAGGAGUACCGAAUCAAAGAGCACUACCUCAUAUAUGAGAAGAGUCGGUACGAGACGUAUAUCAACCUGCUCCAGGCCAAGAUGAGGGCAGAGACAGACGACCUGGAGAAGAUAGAGGCUAGCGUGAUGAGUGGGAUCGGGGAGGGCCGAGGGGGGCGCGAGGGCUACCUCCGGAAGACCCAGUCCUCUCCUUCCAUCAGCCAGCACAGUCUCAACGGCAGGGCCUCUGGACGCACUGCCCCGGGCCAGCGAAGUUGAGAGGAGACCCCCCUUAAAAACAUCAUCAUGCACCCCCCUGUAACUGUCCUCUGAGCCAAAGGGCUCACCCCCCUAAAUGCCUAAGCACUGGACUCAUAUCCAACCAACUCCCCCAAAUCCUCCCUCCUUCCUAUUUCAUUGCACAGUAAAGCGGUAAUAAUUGUUCCAGCUAUACAGUAUUACUGGUGUUAUUUAACCAACAGCUAAUUGUCUCUGACAGUGCUUAUACGUGCUUAUAAGAACACUUAUAACAGAGAACACGAAGAUGUGGAAAAAAGGAUGAAAGAGGAGAGAGGACUUACCUGCAUAAAGGAAGUGACAUCAUAAGGAAGUGUGGAGUGUUUUGGUUUGAGGAGGUGGAUGGUGGAUUUCAGGGUGGAGGGGCACAGUAGCAUCAAGUAGUCUCUCUCACCUGAGCCUUCAACAGGUUUCUCUGGACCAUAUAGAGCAUGGAGACUCAGUGUAUCUGAACAGGCCUACUGAGCAGGCCUAUGUAACACACCUACUCUAUGAGAGCCUUAUGAUGAUGAAUAACACUUACUCAGACUCUCAGAACUGUUAUGAUGAUCACCUUGUUGUGUAGACUAUUUAUUAUUGAUAUGUAUUUAUUUAUUGUAGAUUUCUUAUUCCACUUGAACCUGAGCUUCAUAUAUGAUAUCAGACUGAAUGAAAGCACUGUGCCAUGUCGUAUAACCCUUAGUUCUAUGUUACUGUCUGGACACCUGUACUGCUGUUAUGCUGAGUGGAAGCUGGGAUGGAGGAAUUUUACUGAGUAUGAGGAGUAACAGUUUAAGGGAAAAAGUGAGAUGUGUUGUUGAAUUGAACAUUUUGAUUAAGUAGUGUGUGUGUAUGUGUGUGUGUGUGUGUGUGUGUGUGUGUGUGUGUGUGUGUGUGUGUGUGUGUGUGUGUGUGUGUGUGUGUGUGUGUGUGUGUGUGUGUGUGUGUGUGUGUGUGUGUGUGUGUGUGUGUGUGUGUGUGUGUGUGUGUGUGUGUGUGUGUGUGUGUGUGUGUGUGUGUGUGUGUGUGUGUGUGUGUGUGUGAGCCUGCAUAGUUGUGGGUUUGAAGUUGAGCGAUGGCCAGUGGACGAGGGGUUCAGGGUUAAAGGAAGCAGGUCUAACGGUAAAGGAUCUGUGUUCUAUGUUGUUAUUCUUUGAUGCAGAAAAAGAGAAGACGCCUCUCCCUGAGUUGGAGCUAGCUCAUCUUCCUGUCAUAUCAUCAUCAGAGUGCAGAUAAAACAAUAAAAGACUGAAAGACAAAGCAGCAGGACUGCACAGGCUGAGCAGCAGAGGAAGUAGCAGAAGUGGUGAGCAGCAGAGAAAGUAGAGGAAGUGGUGAGGCAGCAGAGGAAGAAGAGGAAGUGGUGAGCAGCAGAGGAAGUAGAGAAAGUGGUGAGCAGCAGAGGAAGUAGAGGAAGUGGUGAGCAGCAGAGGCAGAAGAGGAAGUGGUGAGCAGAAGAGGAAGUAGAUGAAGUGGUUAGCAGCUGAGGAAGUGCUGAGUAGCAGAGGAAGUAGAGGAAGUGGUGAACAGAACACAGCGUUACAUGUGGUGUAGAAUCAUAUUCAUAUCGGAGACCAGAGAGAGGAGACUAACCCAGCUCUCUCUCCAGGAAGGAACCACGUAAAGAUGGAGGGAGGAAGGAAGGCAGUGGUUCUGCUGGACUACAUUAUUCUUCAUUGAACUUUGAAACUCAUCCCCUUCUCUUUCUCCCUUCCCCCUCUCCUGACUGAACUUCAGAUAGGAUAGUGUCCCUAAUUCUUACGUACACUAAAGCGGUACGGAAAAUUUGCACGGUCAGACCAGACACGGGCUAUAUGGAUCCUGUGUUUUUCUAUUCCACAGUGAUGAGACUGGAUCAUUGAUCCUUAGUUCUGUUUACUGAAGUGGAAUUCGGAAUCAGAACUGCCAUUUUAUACAUUAUUAGUUAUGUCUUUCUUACUCUGAGGACCGACCUUGUCACUUUGGCUGUUGUGCUAACUAACCAUUGUUUUCCCUAUGUUUUAGGGUAGAGCAGUGCUGUUGUAAUAUAGAAAUGUGAGGUUUUUUACUUUGCUGGCCCUGUCUAAAAUAUUAGUAUGUAUUUUUUUUGUUUUAACUAAGGAAGCUAGGGCACUUUGUUGUAAAAAAAAUUGAAAUGUUAUAUAGUUGUUCUGUUUGUUUUGGGCAGUUUAAAGUGAAAUACAUCUUUACUAGUUAUUAUUGUCAGGGCUUCAUAAAGUCAUCUUUUAUAUAUAAUA